ACAAAGAACGGACGUAAAAGGAUCCGUGUGGCGAAUCGCGAAGAAUAGUGAAGAAGCGAUCGUGUGAAACGGGCCGCCACGGGCCGCGCGUCUGACAGCGCUCCUGUCAACAUCGUGAGCCGACCGAGUUUGUCAGGUUUGCCUUUGUUUCCAUCACCGCAGCAGCCGCCUGGAUAUCUUCCGAUACCCUUACCUUCUUCCAGUGUUUACGCUUGCAGUGAACAAUCAAGCAAUGUCCUUCGCAAUCACGAGCCGCGCGAUCCACGGAAAUGUUUGUUUUGUUCGACUCGUCGGCCGUUGAGACCGGUCGCAACCGUCGUCCGUCAACUUAACCUCUACGCCGCGAAGAUUAACCUGGAACGCUGUGAAUCCGCUGAUUCUGCUCCGCGAGUCGCAGACUUCAUCCACGUCGAGCUGCUCGUCCUGAAUUGAAUCGACCAGAGAAGCCUUCAAACUUCCUUCUUCUGGGUUAUCAGGAGAUUGUAAAAGGAUACGUGUGGAUACGUGCGAGAGAUGGCUGGCAACAACGAGCUCUGGGUGCAAUGUUUUACGUGCUGCCUGACUCCACGGCCAACGAGGAACAACAGGCGGAACAGUGGUAGGCCGCAUCAGAGGCUCAGGAUAGACCGAAGUAUGAUCGGCGUGCCCACGAAUUUCAGACACACAGCGCACAUCAGUAGUGGUGACAUCGACAUGUCGAUCGCCCAGCUAGCCGACCUCCAGGCGCAAAUGCAAAGGAAGAGUGGUUUCGAUACCGAUUUCAGCGCCAAGGCAUGACUCAGUCUUUUCGGCAUGCUGAGGAUAGCUUCGUCAAUGUUGCAGCAGGAUAUUUAACACGAUAGCGACAGAACGAGAGAGCUUUAUGUAGCGGAAGGACGACUGAUGUUUUUCUUUUUGAUAUCCAUGUUCCUUACUCGUUUGAUGGACGAGCGCAUUUCUUCCAUAUGAACAAGAUUGCAUUUUGCAAGAUGCUUAGAGAAUCAAGACACAUUUAUGUUCACUGGACAAGUCUGACUUCCAUUUGGAACGGAAAACUGCCAGAGUUAAUCAUGUUAUAGCGUAUAAAUAAUCAUUUACGACUUUAUACCUCUAUGUUUUUGACUGGAGACGCAUUGCGUCUAAAAACUUAAUAUUCUAUAAUCAUAUUCUAUAAAUCAUGUGCCUUUUUGUCGGCGAUCUGACGUUCCGUGCGGAAAAAAAUAUGUAUACAAAAACGAGGAAUGUCGUUUUAUUUGUAAAAUUAUUUGUAAGAUUUAGAAAAUAUAAUGUAGACGUGUAAUUAGAGUAUAAGUAAACGUAUCACAUAAUAUCACAUAAUAUAAUUCUGUACACGUAAUACUUAUCCUAUUGUCGAAUAUUGUCGCGUAUAUUAAUAAUACAAGAGAGCAUUGGCGAUAUUUAUAAAACAGUGUAGUUCCUUCAUGAAGACACCUCCGUUCCUUCGUUAAUCGACACAAUAUGAUACCGAGUACCGACGUCGCCGAUUGUUCUCGGCUCGUGAAUUUCUUCGUGUAUCAACUUCCUCCACCUCCUGUGUAUUCUGGACACGGUAGUGUGGUCCUCCAUUAUUCUUAAUAUCUAAUCCUUUUUUUCAUGUUUGAAACAAAAAAUUAAUAACACAAAUAAGCGAAGAAGUGAAACCAUAUUCGGUCAAAGCGGAUCUUGGUGCUUAAUAUUUUUGCGUGAAUUUUCUAUUUAUGCGAACUGUGUGUCGAUUACAUUGGUUUACAAAGUUUCAUGCAAGAGAAUAUGAAGAUUAUUUCUACGAUAAUUUUCUACGAGCUAUAAUCUACCAUCAAAAUGUUUCUAGGAUUUUGAGAUAUAAGAAAAAUAUAUCUAAUUAUAAAAAGAAAGACUUUUUCCAAUAUAAUAGUGAAGUUUGAUUGAAAACAAAUUUUAUUAGAAAACAAAUCGAAAAUGUUGAUGGAAUUUUUCUGAUUCGAACUCGGCGUCCCAAAAUAUGUUAAAAAAAUUGGGGGGAUCCCGUUUGCCUACAAAUCGA
This is a messenger RNA of Trachymyrmex cornetzi, 2002 nucleotides long. RefSeq names its product CDC42 small effector protein Spec2 (gene Spec2). Gene Ontology annotation, biological process: regulation of Rho protein signal transduction. The record is from RefSeq and is a predicted model, not a curated record. Gene Ontology annotation, cellular component: plasma membrane. NCBI's taxonomy places the organism in Eukaryota, Metazoa, Arthropoda, Insecta, Hymenoptera, Formicidae. The transcript is spliced from 3 exons. Gene Ontology annotation, molecular function: small GTPase binding. Bases 514 to 777 code for a protein of 87 amino acids.